This is a messenger RNA of Culex pipiens pallens (northern house mosquito), 3630 nucleotides long. RefSeq lists its product as uncharacterized. Lineage: Eukaryota; Metazoa; Arthropoda; Insecta; Diptera; Culicidae. The coding region runs from base 645 to 3482 and encodes 945 amino acids. The record is from RefSeq and is a predicted model, not a curated record. Gene Ontology annotation, molecular function: RNA binding; RNA helicase activity; ATP binding. The transcript has 5 exons. Gene Ontology annotation, cellular component: cytoplasm; nucleus; ribonucleoprotein complex.
AAGUUGCUUGUCUCUCGGCUUUCUCUCCUCGACCAGACAAGGUGUGUGCCGCGCGCUGUUCGUCGUGUGCUCCCGUAUUUGAUUUUGCUCUGCACACUCACACACACACAUACUUUAAACGCGACAACCCGUCCCCUGUUCGAAGUGGAAAAAAAGCCCUUAGCCGUGAGAAAACCGUGAAAGUUUUGAAAUUUUCGUUGAAUUUCAAACGUGUGACCGCUCCGCGAAGUGAAAUCCGUGAAAGUUUGGGGAAUCGGUCGAGCAAGCGAGAAGUUGAAAGGUAAAAUUUUCACCUCACCGACGGCCAUCUUUUUUUUCCUUCCGUGUGUUGGGGCCCCAAAGCGGAGCGCUAGGCGACGAACUCGAGUCGGAUUUUCGCUGCACUUUUCAACGUUGGAAGUUGGAACGAGAGAGAGGGAGAGAUACAGCUUGCGCAGCUGUAAAGAGGAACUAAUAAAGUGCAGAAAUAGAGUUAGCACAAGCAACUAAACUUCAACUUGGAACGCAGCGAUUUUGCGAGAGAGCGGCAACACCUUAAAAAAGAGCACACACACACACAAGGGUCGAUUUUCCAGCUCAGGAGGAGAAAGCUAGAGAAGAUUUACUCGGGGUCAAACGCACCACACUAAAAAAAGAACGAGAAAAUGUAUGACAACGAGGCAGUAUGCACCGCCGCAGCAUCGGGAAUCGUGAUGCAAUUCCAAGGCAACGGCCAGCCCCACCCCGGCGGAUACCGGCCCCGCACUGACAAGCCAGACUUUUACAAUGGCGGAGCGGGCGGUGCCGGUGGCCCCGGAGGCAAGCCGCACUACAUGAACAAGCCCGGCGGUGGCCCCCCGUCGAUUCCGCCCUUCAACCCGAACGGAUUCGGAGGACCCAAGCCGAUGUACGGCAACGGGCCGAACGGAGCGAACGCCGGAGGGGCGCCGGGUGGCGGCGGAUUCAACAAGUUCCGCAGCAACAACUUUGGCGGACCGGGCGGCGUUGGCAUGGGCGGUGGAAUGAUCCCGAAGAAGGACUUUGGUGGACCGAAGCUGUACGGAGGACCUUCGUUCCCGGGCAACGGCAAUCCGCGCUUCGAUAAGCCGAUGGAUUCGUUUGGCGGUCCGAAGAAGUACAACCCGAUGCCGAACUCGUACGGAGGCGGCAUGCGUAACAGUUACGGCCCCAAGCCGGACUACAACAACCUGACGAAGGAGGACCGCGCCAAGGUGCAGUCGCUGAAGGCCAAGUUCCCCGGCCAGACGCUGACGAAGCCCAUGUGGGAGAACCUGGAACCGUUCGAGAAGGACUUUUACGUGCCCCACCCGAGCGUGAUGGCCCGUUCCGUCGACGAGGUUCAGCUGUUCCGCGAGAACAUGCAGGUCACCGUCAUGGGCAACACCGUGCCCCACCCCACGCAGACCUUCGACGAGGGCAACUUCCCCGAGUUCGUCAUUAACGAAAUCAACAAGCAGGGCUUCCCCUCGCCGACCGCCAUCCAGGCCCAGGGCUGGCCCAUUGCGCUGUCCGGCCGCGACAUGGUCGGCAUCGCCCAAACCGGCUCGGGUAAAACCCUGGCGUACAUGCUUCCCGCAAUCGUGCACAUCGCACACCAGAAGCCACUGCAGCGCGGCGAUGGUCCGAUCGUGCUGGUGCUGGCCCCAACCCGCGAGCUCGCCCAGCAGAUUCAGACCGUGGUGCGUGACUUUGGCACGCACUCGAAGCCGAACAUCCGCUACACGUGCAUCUUUGGCGGCGCGCUGAAGGGACCGCAGGUUCGCGACUUGGAGCGCGGUGUUGAGGUGGUGAUUGCGACGCCCGGGCGGUUGAUCGAUUUCCUGGAGCGUGGCAUCACGAACCUGCGCCGCUGCACGUACCUGGUGCUCGACGAGGCCGACCGGAUGCUGGACAUGGGCUUCGAGCCGCAGAUUCGCAAGAUCAUCGAGCAGAUCCGGCCGGAUCGGCAGGUGCUGAUGUGGAGUGCGACGUGGCCGAAGGAGGUGCAGGCGUUGGCGGAGGACUUUUUGCACGACUACAUCCAGAUCAACGUGGGCUCGCUGAACCUUUCGGCGAACCACAACAUCCACCAGAUCGUGGACAUUUGCGAGGAGAACGAGAAGGAGGGCAAGCUGCUGUCGCUGCUGAAGGAGAUCGCGAGCGACGUCAACAACAAGAUCAUCAUCUUUGUCGAGACGAAGAAGAAGGUCGAGGAUCUGCUGAAGAACAUCGUGCGGGAUGGGUACGGCGCGACGUCGAUCCACGGUGACAAGUCGCAGUCGGAGCGUGACUACGUGCUACAGGACUUCCGGCACGGCAAGAGCACCAUUCUGGUGGCGACCGACGUUGCGGCGCGUGGUUUGGACGUGGAGGAUGUCAAGUACGUGAUCAACUUUGACUACCCGAACUCGUCGGAGGAUUACAUCCAUCGUAUUGGCCGCACGGGGCGUUGCUCGUCGUUCGGAACGGCGUACACGUUCUUCACGCCCGGAAACGGUCGUCAGGCGCGCGAGCUGUUGUCGGUGCUGGAAGAGGCCGGACAGCAGCCCACGCCGGAGCUGAUCAGCAUGGCCAAGUCGAUGCCCGGAGGAAAGGGAGGUCGCAGCCGGUACAACGUGCGUGGUGCGUUGACCUCGGGUGGAUACGGUCGCAUGGACCAGGGUGGAUUCGGUGGACCGCGAGGAGGUGGUGGCUUCCAGAAGAAGCCGUUCGAGAACCGCUUCGGAGGACCGCCCGGAGGCAUGGGAGGAAACCGGUUCGGCAGUGGCCCGAACGGACCGAACAAGUUUGGAGGCGCCGGAGGUGGCUACCGCGGAGCUGACAGCUGGAACAAGAACGGCGCCGGAGGCUACCAACAGCAGCAGCCGUACCAAGCCCAGAAUCCGCAAUCCGGUGGACAGCAACAGCAGCUGUACGAACCGCACCAGCAGAUGCGUUACCAGCCGAAGAACAUGUACCAGAACCAGUACGAGGACUUCUCCAACCAGAUGGUGGGCGGUGCCCCGCAGGCCUUCAACGGUCACCAGGGCACACGCUUCUACCAGGGUAAGCCGCACCAGGGCCAAGGUGGUCUGCAGCAAACGCAGCCGGGUGGCCCCGGAGGUCGGUACCAGCCGAACAACCAGUACGGCGCCGACCCCAAAUCAGCCGGUGGACGUCCCCCCUACCAACCCAAGCAGCAGCAGUACAACAAUAGCUACGCUGCAGCAGGUACGGCCGCGGCCUACCCGGCUCAGCUUGCGGCGGCGGCUGCCGCUGCUGCUGCGGCCGUUGGCGGAGGCCAGACCAUUCCGGCGGCCGGAUUCGCCACCGGGUUCGAUCCGCUGGCCGGAGUGCAGGGCGCGAUGGGCACGUUCGCCUCGUCGUACCAAAUCCCUGCCGCGGCAGCGUACUACUCGUACCCGGCCGCAGCCGCCCCUCCACCACCCCCGCAAACCCAAACCCCGCAGGUCGUGCCACCGGUUCAGCACGUCGACGCAACAACGGGUGGUGCAGGGUACUAAGGUCCGACAGCCGGACAGGACGAAACAACCACUCUUUUUGUUUUCUGUGUUUGAUUGGAUGGAGAGAGAGAAUGAAACACAAACCCCCCCAAUUUUUUUCCUGUUUGAGCCACGAGCUCUGGCAGUUCGAUUUAUAUCCUAGUUUAAA